AUGGACACCAUCAAGAACGCCGGCAACUACGUCUCGGACAAGGUCCAGAGCGCCACCAGCGGUGCCUCCAAGGAGGCCAACAAGAACGUCGCCAAGGACAACAACGCGGGCGUCGGCACUCGUAUCCAGGCUGCCGUUGCACUCCUCCUCACCGCCCUCGCCGUCUCCCGCCGUGUGCUCGACCCGCACACAACCCCCACCCGCCUGCGCGUGCUCUUCAUCUGGCACGCCUUCGACGCCCUGAUCCACUUCCUUCUGGAGGGCAGCUUCGUCUAUCACUGUCUCUUCUCGUCGGCCCCGGUUUCUAAACUGGCCGGCGGGCAGUACUUGCCUGAUCCCGGGAAUUAUCUUAAUGCUGGUGUUGGAGGGGAAAGAGUGGUGCACGGCGCCCAGGCGGGCGGGGAGAAUCCCUUUGCGGUGUUGUGGAUGGUUUACGCGAGGGCGGAUUGGAGGUGGUCUGGUGUUGAUUUGACUGUGCUCAGCCUCGAGAUCUUGACGGUCGUCUUUGGGGGGUGCAUGGCGUGCUUGGUAUGCUAUGACAUUGCGCGCAAGAGCCCGCGCGCAAACCUGGGGAUGGUGAUACUGGCGACGGCGGAGCUUUAUGGCGGCUACAUGACUUUUAUGCCGGAGUGGCUAACUGGCAGUGUGAACCUCGACACGAGCAACUUCAUGUAUAAGUGGAUUUUCCUGGUCUUUUUCAACGGGCUGUGGGUUGUGGUGCCGCUGUAUGCGAUUUACGUGGCCGCGGACGACAUGUUUGAUGCGUUCAAGGUCAGGGCGACAGCAUUGGGGGAGAAGAAGGCGAGAUGA
Molecule: messenger RNA, 810 nt
Organism: Parathielavia appendiculata
Lineage: Eukaryota; Fungi; Ascomycota; Sordariomycetes; Sordariales; Chaetomiaceae
Product: Emopamil-binding protein
Exons: 5
Coding region: 1-810 (269 amino acids)
Biological process (GO): sterol metabolic process
Cellular component (GO): endoplasmic reticulum; membrane
Molecular function (GO): cholestenol delta-isomerase activity
Source: RefSeq, a predicted model, not a curated record